AUGCCUUUGCUUUCAGCAGACAGCUCACAGACCACAAAAAGGCAAAGUUUCAGGACUCUGGAGAUGGUGAGCAUGGACAUGGAUAAAGAGUUUGAUCAGCAGCCCUUUGGGGUGGACUAUGGGAGGCUCGAAAAUGGCCUUGUUUACUAUGUUAAAUGUAAUUCUAAGCCCAAAAAACGAGCUGCUCUGGCUCUCGCUGUCAAAGUCGGCUCAGUUUUGGAAGAGGAGGAUGAACGUGGAGUUGCUCACAUAGUUGAGCAUCUUGCCUUCUCUGCCACAAAGAAAUACACAAAUCACAAUAUUGUCAAAUUUCUGGAAAGUAUAGGAGCAGAAUUUGGCCCUUGUCAGAAUGCUGUAACAUCUUUUGAUGAGACUGUAUAUAAGUUGUUGGUCCCUAUUGACAAGCCUGAGCUGUUAUCUGAGGCUAUUCAGGUCCUGUCAGAGUUUAGCUCAGAGAUUCGACUCUCAAAGGAUGAUUUGGAGAAAGAAAGAGGAGCGGUUAUGGAAGAGUAUAGAGAUAAUCGAAAUGCUAGUGGAAGGAUAUUUGAUGCAUAUUGGACAUUGAUGAUGGAAGGGUCAAAGUAUGCUGAGCGUUUACCAAUUGGAUUGGAAAAUGUAAUAAAAACAGUUUCUUCUCAAACUUUGAAGCAAUUUUACCAAAAGUGGUACCACCUAUGCAACAUGGCAGUGAUAGCUGUUGGAGAUUUUUCUGAUACAAAGAGUGUCAUUGAGUUGAUAAGGACUCAUUUUGGGCAUAAAUAUUCAGCAUCAGACCCUCCACCCAUUCCACACUUUCUUCUUCCUUCUCAUGAGGAUCCACGCUUUUCAUAUUUUGUGGAGCCUGAAGCUGCUGGGUCUGCAGUGAGGAUUGGCUAUAAGAUGCAAGUGGAUGAAGUAAAGACAGUGAAAGACUAUAGGGAGAUGCUUGUGAAAUCUAUGUUCCGAAAUGCUCUGAACCGGAGGUUCUUUAAAAUUUCUCGCAGAAAAGAUCCACCCUAUUUCUCAUGUUCAAUUGCUGCAUAUGUUCUUGUUCACGAAUCCAAGGCUUAUAUAAUGACUUCCUCCUGUAAAGAAAAGGGGAUUUUAGAAGCACUAGAGUCAAUGCUUAUUGAGGUUGCAAGAGUACGACUUCAUGGGUUUUCAGAACGUGAAAUAUCUGUUGUCCGAGCUCUAAUGAUGUCAAGGAUAGAAUCUGCCUACCUGGAACGUGAUCAAGUGGAAUCAAGCUGCUUGCGAUAUGAAUAUUCGCAGCACUUCACUGACAAUAAACCCAUUAUUGGGAUUGAGUAUGAAGCUCAGCUCCAAAAAUCUAUUCUGCCUGAUAUAUUAGCAUCAGAGGUAUCCAAGUUUGCUGAGAAAUUAUGGACACCAUGUAGCUGUGUCAUACAGAUAGUUGAACCUCAAGCUUCUGCUACAAUUGAUGACCUGAAAAAUAUUCUCAAAAAGAUCAACAAACUUGAGAAAGAAAGGAGCAUUUCUCCUUGGGAUGAUGAACACAUACCAGAAGAAAUUGUCAAUUCAAAGCCAAAUACAGGGAACAUUGUUCAGCAGCUCGAACACUUAAAUAUUGGAGCUACUGAAUUGAUUCUGUCAAAUGGCAUGCGGGUUUGCUAUAAGUGUACAGAUUUCUUUAAUGACCAGGUUUUAUUCUCUGGGUUCUCCUAUGGUGGUCUAUCUGAACUCCCAGAAAGCAAGUAUUUUUCAUCUUCGAUGGGAUCCACAAUUGCAGAAGAAAUUGGUAUGUUUGGUCACAGACCAUCAGUACUAAUGGAUAUGCUGGCUGGUAAGAGAGUUGAAGUCGAUGUAGAGAUCAGAGCAUACAAGAGAACCUUUUAUGGUGAUUGUUCACCCCUCUACUUGGAAACCGCCUUGCAGCUUGUUUACCAACUGUUUACGACAAAUGUAACACCAGAUGAUGAAGUCAUUAAGAGAGUGAUGCAAGUGAAAGAACAAGCAAUUCUUGCGCGAGAAAGGGAUCCUUAUACUGCAUUUGCCAACAGGGCAAGGGAGAUCAACUAUGGAAACUCUUACUUUUUCAGGCCUUUCAGAAAAAGUGAUCUUCAAAAAGUCAAUCCAUUGAAAGCAUGUGAAUAUUUUAAUAGUUGCUUUAAGGAUCCAUCAACUUUUACUGUCGUAAUUGUAGGGAAUAUUGAUCCCACGAUUGCACUUCCUUUAAUACUGCAGUAUUUGGGUGGAAUACAAAAGCCUAAUGAACCUAUUUUCCCUUUUAACUGUGACUACAUCAAGGGACUACCAUUCAAAUUUCCUAAGACCAUAACUAGAGAAGUUGUAUGCAGCCCCAUGGUGGAAGCACAAUGUAUGGUCCGGCUAUGCUUUCCUACAGAGCUGAAGAGAGGAAAAAUGGAAGAAGAGAUUCACUAUAUCGGGUUCCUGAGUAGACUUCUAGAAACAAAACUACUGCAACUUCUCCGCUUCAAGCAUGGCCAGAUCUACUCUGCAAGUGUUUCAGAAUUCAUUGAUGGUGAUCUGCCAUGUGUAACUGGUGAUGUACGUGGUGAUAUUAGAAUAGAUUUUUCUUGCGAUCCAAAAAUCUCCUUGAAGCUGGUUGAUCUGGCUUUAAGUGAAAUAUUACGUCUUCGAGAGGAGGGGCCUUCAGAUCAAGAUGUUACAACCAUACUUGAAAUUGAGCAGAGAGCCCAUGAAAAUGGACUGCAGGAGAAUUAUUACUGGCUAAGUAGGAUUCUAUGCAGCUACCAAUCAAGGAUUUAUGCUGGUGACAUUGGCACUUCCUUUGAGAUUCUAGAUGAAGGGCAUUCAAAAGUUAGAAAAUCGUUAACACCAUUAACAAUGCAAUUGGCAUUACAGAGGAUAAUGCCUCACAAAAAUCAGCAUACUGUUGUGAUUCUAGUGCCCCAUGUAUCUUGGUUUCAGAGGCUAAGAUCAUUUUCACAAUGGACCCUUAAUGGGAUAGAUGUGAAGAUUUUAGCAGCCAUUGCUGGUUUGACAGUUUUGGCUCUCAGCUUGCGGAGGUAUUCGCGCAAAUCUUAGAGAUAUCCUGUUCAUUAAGUCUUCUGGCAAGUCAGGAUGUAUCAUUUCUUCAUUGGUGAAAACUGAAGAGACAGGUUCACACCACCAUAUUAAUAUAAUUACCAGAGAGGAAGAGGAUGCAGCAAUAUAUCUAUAUAGUAGCUGAAAACACGCAUUACAUAUUUUAUAUCUGCCCAUUUCUGUACCUUUAGUCCUUCUUUUGUUUUGUUUAUGUGAAGUAGCAAUUUUUUUUCCAGAACAGUGCAAUUCUAGUGAUGUUCAUUCUGAUAUAAAUUUGAAAUGAAGCAAUAAAGAUAUUUGUUAGGGGUCAUGUUUU
Messenger RNA from Theobroma cacao (cacao), 3325 nucleotides. Its product is annotated as zinc protease PQQL-like. Gene Ontology annotation, biological process: proteolysis. The record is from RefSeq and is a predicted model, not a curated record. NCBI's taxonomy places the organism in Eukaryota, Viridiplantae, Streptophyta, Magnoliopsida, Malvales, Malvaceae. Gene Ontology annotation, molecular function: metalloendopeptidase activity; metal ion binding.